AUGCUGUCAAUGACAAGCAUACGAACGGACCCCGGCAUACUUCACUCACUUGUCCGGGCGGCGUGGAUUCUGCUGGCUGCAAGCGUUUUGCGUUUCAUAUAUCGCGCGCAAAGAGGCCCGCUUGCAAGACUUCCGGGGCCAGAGAUUUCGAAAUGGACUGGUGCUGUUAUGAUUUACCACUGGCUAACCGGCCAGGGCGUGGACUACGUUGCACAUUUACACGACAAGUAUGGACCAGUUGUUCGCGUGACUCCGGACCAUGCCGACUUCGCGGAUCUCUCAGCGCUGAAAGAGAUCCAUAGAGUGGGUGGUCGCUUCGUCAAAUCGGAUUUCUAUCGUAGACUGGUCCCAUUCGGCACCAAUGUCUUCGCGCAGACCGAUCCAAGACUACAUGCCAGUCGCCGGCGGCUUCUCGCGUCGCCGAUCUCAGAUUCCAGUUUGAGAACCUUUGAAGACGUAGUCAACGCACGAGUCGUGUUUGCGCUUGACCAGGCGGCAGGGGAGAUGAGACAAAGAGGCGUGGCCGACAUGUUCAAAUGGUGGUUAUUCAUGGCGACCGAUAUCAUCGGAGAGUUGAGCUUUGGCGAGUCCUUCAAGAUGUUGGAGCAUGGCGAGAAGAACCAGUAUAGCUCAGACCUUGAGCAGCUGGCCAGUUUCCAACCGUUUCGCACCACUUUCCCCACGUUGGUCAAGUUGGCCAGUCAUUUGUCGCUGCCUUUCUUUGGCAAGAUUGCCGCCGCCGGGCGUCGGAUUGGCCAGUACUCUCAGGCCUCCAUCGACCGGUACAGGGCGCUGCUGCAGAGGACGGACGAGAAGGCUCCCCAAACCCUCUUCUCCAAGAUCUGGGCAGACAAAGAGCUGACGCCGGACGAUAUUCGAAGCGAAGCUCAAGGCUAUAUCGUCGCAGGCAGUGACACGACGGCCGUCACACUGACGUACCUGGUCUACAAUGUUUGCCAAGACGAGCGCGUACGCCAACGGUUGCUCGAAGAGCUUGCCUCGCUUCCGACCGACUUCCGGGAUGCAGAUGUAAGAAAUCUGCCUUACUUAGACCAGGUCGUGACCGAGACUCUGCGGCUCAAUGCGCCAGUGGCAGCAAGCCUUGAACGUACAGCACCACCGGAGGGUGCGAGGCUCGCAGGAUACGACAUCCCAGGUGGCGUCAUUGUGUCGACUCAGGCGUACACCUUGCACCGCUCGAAGAAGAUCUUCGAGGAUCCUCACAAAUUUAAUCCCGAUCGUUGGAGGACACCUUCUGCCGAGAUGAAAGACUCCAUGAUGCCCUUCGGAGGUGGCGCGCGCAGAAUUCAUUUGGCUAAGAUGGAGCUUCGCCUUGCGACUGCUCGAUUCUUCACGAGAUUUCCAGCCACCAGGCUGUCUCGGCAGGACGGUAUGAGCGAGAAAGACAUGGAGCAAGUGCAUUUCUUCCUCAUGGCACCACGGGGCCAUCGUCUACUGGUCGAAUUAUAA
This is a messenger RNA of Cyphellophora attinorum, 1470 nucleotides long. Its product is annotated as putative sterigmatocystin biosynthesis monooxygenase STCB. Gene Ontology annotation, molecular function: monooxygenase activity; iron ion binding; heme binding. The transcript is spliced from 6 exons. Bases 1 to 1470 code for a protein of 489 amino acids. Lineage: Eukaryota; Fungi; Ascomycota; Eurotiomycetes; Chaetothyriales; Cyphellophoraceae. The record is from RefSeq and is a predicted model, not a curated record.